AUGCGCGCAUUUGUCGUCAAAGAGUAUGCCCACCCGUCCCAGAUAAAACUCGCAAAUGAUGCACCGGACCCCACGCCUAAAGCCGGCGAGGUUCUGGUUGACGUCCACGCCGCGGGUCUCAACUUCUUUGAUAUCCUACAAACGCAAGGAAAGUACCAGAAUAAGCCACCAUUCCCCUUCGUACUUGGCUCCGAAUUCGCCGGUACUGUCUCGCGCGACGCGAUUCUCCCACCUGGAUGCCCGUUUGCGCCGGGAGCGCGUGUCUUCGGAAGCGCGCAAGGCGCGUUUGGCGAGCGCGUAGCGGCGAAGGUGGAGAACUUGUUACCGAUGCCGGAUAACCUGUCGUACGAGCAAGCUUCAGGACUAUUUGUCACGUACCCAACUAGCCACGAAGCGCUGGUAGGAAGGGCGAAGGUCCAACCUGGUGAAUGGGUGCUCGUGCUCGCAGCAGCGGGUGGCGUAGGUAUCGCAGCAGUGCAGAUUGCCAAAGCUCUCGGCGCCAAAGUUAUCGGGGCUUGCUCUCCGGGCAAAAUCGAUGUUGUCAAGAAGUUUGGGAGCGCGGACUUUGUAGUUGAUUAUACGAAGGAGGGGUGGCAGAAGGAGGUUCUGAGCCUUACAAAGGGCAAGGGUGUGGAUGUCGUGUACGACCCCGUUGGGAAGAUCAAGGACUCCCUCAAAUGCAUCGCAUGGAGUGGACGAGCUCUUGUUGUUGGCUUUGCCGGUGGCGAGAUUGAGAAGUUACCCACAAACCUCGUUCUUCUCAAGAAUGUGGCCAUUCUUGGUGUCCACUGGGGAUCAUAUAUCCAGAAGGACCCUCGACAGGUGAAGCACGUAUGGACGGACCUCCUCAAGAUGAUUUCGGAGAACCGCCUGAGCCCUGUUGUAUACGAGAAGGUCUAUACGCUUGAUACACUUGUUGAGGGACUAGACGACCUGGAGAAGCGUAGGACCUGGGGCAAGGCCAUUGCGCGCGUCCGCAGCGACUCGCACGUCAAGACGAAGCUGUAA
Messenger RNA from Peniophora sp. CBMAI 1063, 1008 nucleotides. NCBI's taxonomy places the organism in Eukaryota, Fungi, Basidiomycota, Agaricomycetes, Russulales, Peniophoraceae. The record is from the annotation of a GenBank genome assembly.